This is a messenger RNA of Microthlaspi erraticum, 906 nucleotides long. The record is from the annotation of a GenBank genome assembly. NCBI's taxonomy places the organism in Eukaryota, Viridiplantae, Streptophyta, Magnoliopsida, Brassicales, Brassicaceae.
AUGUGCUCUCCUUCAAUGGCUUUACAUCUUCAAACAAAGUACCCGAUAAGUCCCAUCACAGACAACAUCCCAAGAAAUCAACGUCCGACGUCGCUUCUCCCUAUACGUGUCGCGUGCUCGGUUACUAACACCAACAACUUUCACCCCAACCGGGAGAAGAUUGUGGUUGAGAAACGCCUUGUGAAUCCUCCUCUCUCCAACGACCCAACUUUGCAAUCCACAUGCACCCACCGCUUAUGGGUUGCAGCAGGCUGCACCACCGUGUUUGCUUCUUUCACCAAAUCUAUUAUUGGAGGGAUUGGUUCUCAUGCCUGGCUCAAACCAGCUUUAGCUGGUUACGCAGGGUACGUCUUAGCUGAUCUAGGCUCAGGUAUCUACCACUGGGCCAUCGAUAACUACGGUGAUGAGUCAACACCUCUAGUAGGAACACAAAUAGAAGCUGCUCAAGGUCACCACAAGUGGCCUUGGACUAUCACCAGACGUCAGUUUGCCAACAACUCACACGCUCUGGCUCGAGGCAUAACCUUCACAGUUCUCCCAAUAGUUCUUGCAUUUAAUGACCCAGUGGUUCAUGGCUUCGUGAGCACGUUUGCGUUUUGCAUAUUGUUUUGCCAGCAGUGUCAUGCAUGGGCUCAUGGAACCAAGAGCAAGCUUCCACGUCUCGUGGUGGCGUUGCAGGACAUGGGGCUGCUCCUUUCACAGCGACAGCACGUGAAUCAUCACCGAGGAUCGUUAAAGAGUUACUGCAUUGUGAGUGGGGCGUGGAACAAGGUUUUGGAUGAAAGUAAGUUCUUUGAGGCAUUAGAAAAUGCGUUAUAUCUCAAGCUUGGGAUGAGACCGAGGUCAUGGAGCGACCCAAAUUCUGACUGGACAGAAGAAACCGACAUCUCCUACAAUCACGCAUAA